Messenger RNA from Nothobranchius furzeri (turquoise killifish), 9729 nucleotides. It is a transcript of the gene gria4a, whose product is annotated as glutamate receptor, ionotropic, AMPA 4a. Gene Ontology annotation, biological process: modulation of chemical synaptic transmission; synaptic transmission, glutamatergic; monoatomic ion transport. Gene Ontology annotation, molecular function: transmitter-gated monoatomic ion channel activity involved in regulation of postsynaptic membrane potential; AMPA glutamate receptor activity. NCBI's taxonomy places the organism in Eukaryota, Metazoa, Chordata, Actinopteri, Cyprinodontiformes, Nothobranchiidae. Gene Ontology annotation, cellular component: postsynaptic density membrane; plasma membrane; dendritic spine. The record is from RefSeq and is a predicted model, not a curated record.
CCAGUUCCUCAAUGCAGCCUGUUCUCCCGCCUCGCCAGUCAUUGGAGCGAGUUUCCCCACUCUUCCUCUCUCCCAGUCCACACGGGCUCCGGACACGCCGUUCUCUCCAGAGCGGACACUGCAGAAGGAGAAACGGACGAACCCACCAUGGAUUAUGAAUUAUAAUUUUACGGGGAAAAUCGUGGGAUAAAAUAGCUUUAUUUUGCUUUCUUCUUACGUUCCUUUUUUUUAAAUCUCUUGCGCAUCUUCGCCUCUUUCUCAAUGUCUCUCAAUAGUUUCUGAAGGGACUGAAGGAAAGGAAACAAAAAUGAGGAUUAUGUUUUUAUCUUGGCACUUUCUCGGGGUGUAUUCCGCCCUUUGGGGACUGGCAACAGGGGCUUUCCCCAGCUCGGUGCAGAUAGGUGGACUGUUCAUUAGGAAUACAGAUCAGGAAUAUACAGCGUUCCGACUAGCUAUCUUCCUUCACAACACCAGCCCCAAUGCUACGGAAGCUCCCUUUAAUCUGGUUCCACACGUGGACAACAUAGAGACGGCCAACAGCUUUGCAGUGACCAAUGCAUUCUGUUCUCAGUAUUCGAGGGGGGUCUUUGCCAUCUUCGGCCUUUACGACAAGCGGUCGGUGAACACACUGACUUCGUUCUGUGGGGCUCUGCACAUCAGCCUGGUGACCCCCAGUUUCCCCACAGAGGGAGAGGGACAGUUCACGCUGCAGCUUCGACCGUCCAUCAGAGGGGCGUUACUGUCACUGCUGGACCACUACGACUGGAACCAAUUCGUCUUCUUAUACGACACUGACAGAGGUUACGCAAUACUGCAGGCAAUUAUGGAGAGAGCGGGGCAGAAUGCAUGGCAGGUGAGUGCGAUCUGUGUGGAGAGCUUCAACGACGCAGCAUAUCGCAGACUCUUAGAAGACCUGGACCGACGGCAGGAGAAAAAAUACGUCAUCGACCUGGAGCCUGAGAGACUACAGAACAUCCUCGAACAGGCUGUCAGCGUUGGGAAACACGUGAAAGGUUACCAUUACAUCAUAGCAAACCUGGGUUUUAAGGACAUAUCCCUGGAGAGAUUUAUGCACGGUGGGGCAAACGUGACUGGUUUCCAACUGGUGGACUUUAGCAAACCGAUAGUUAUAAAGCUGAUGCAACGCUGGAACAAACUAGACCAGCGGGAAUACCCUGGAUCUGAGAGUCCACCGAAGUAUACCUCAUCGCUGACAUACGAUGGCGUCCUGGUAAUGGCUGAGGCCUUCCGUAACCUUCGUCGCCAAAAAAUUGACAUCAGUCGCCGUGGCAACGCUGGUGACUGCCUGGCUAAUCCGGCUGCUCCCUGGAACCAAGGAAUAGACAUGGAGCGUGCUCUCAAACAGGUUCGCAUUCAGGGCCUCACCGGAAACAUCCAGUUUGAUCACUUUGGUCGAAGAAUCAAUUACACCAUGGACGUGUUCGAACUGAAGAGCAAUGGACCACGGAAGAUUGGCUACUGGAACGACAUCGACAAGCUUGUGUUGAACGAGAAUCCGCUGUCCAACGACAGCUCAGCGAUGGAGAAUAGGACUGUUGUCGUGACAACAAUCAUGGAGGGUCCAUAUGUGAUGCUGAAGAAGAACUGGGAGCUCUAUGAAGGCAAUGACCAGUAUGAGGGAUACUGCGUGGACUUGGCUUCAGAGAUCGCCAAACACAUCGGAAUUAAGUACAAGAUUUCUAUAGUGCCAGAUGGAAAGUACGGCGCCAGAGAUUCUGAGACAAAGAUAUGGAAUGGCAUGGUUGGCGAGCUUGUGUAUGGGAAAGCAGAAAUUGCGGUUGCCCCUCUGACCAUCACACUUGUGAGGGAGGAAGUGAUUGACUUCUCCAAACCCUUCAUGUCUCUGGGAAUCUCCAUCAUGAUCAAGAAGCCUCAGAAGUCUAAACCGGGUGUCUUCUCCUUCCUUGACCCACUGGCCUAUGAGAUUUGGAUGUGCAUCGUGUUUGCUUAUAUUGGAGUCAGUGUUGUUCUUUUUUUGGUGAGUCGCUUUAGCCCAUAUGAGUGGCACGCAGAGGAACCAGAGGAGGGGGCCCCCGAGCAGGGCCCCACUGACCAGCCUCCUAAUGAGUUUGGCAUCUUCAACUCGCUGUGGUUUUCUCUGGGAGCCUUCAUGCAACAAGGCUGUGACAUCUCACCUCGGUCCCUGUCUGGGCGUAUUGUCGGAGGUGUGUGGUGGUUCUUCACUCUCAUCAUUAUCUCCUCUUACACAGCCAACUUGGCUGCUUUCCUCACUGUGGAGAGGAUGGUCUCACCUAUAGAAAGUGCAGAGGACUUGGCCAAACAGACAGAGAUAGCCUAUGGGACUCUGGACGCAGGCUCCACGAAGGAGUUCUUCAGGAGGUCCAAGAUAGCCGUAUAUGAGAAGAUGUGGUCAUAUAUGAAGUCUGCCGAGCCGUCCGUCUUUACCAAAACCACGGCGGAAGGUGUGGCUAGAGUUCGCAAGUCCAAGGGGAAGUACGCCUUCCUCUUGGAGUCCACCAUGAAUGAGUACACGGAGCAGCGCAAGCCCUGUGACACAAUGAAAGUUGGAGGGAACCUGGACUCCAAAGGAUAUGGAAUUGCCACACCAAAAGGCUCACAGUUAAGAACCCCGGUAAACCUUGCAGUUUUGAAACUGAGCGAAGCAGGCGUCUUAGACAAACUGAAAAACAAAUGGUGGUAUGACAAGGGAGAGUGUGGACCCAAGGACUCUGGAAGUAAGGACAAGUCGUCUCAGGCUCUGAGCCUGUCCAACGUGGCGGGGGUCUUCUACAUCCUCGUGGGCGGCCUGGGCCUGGCCAUGCUGGUGGCCCUGGUCGAGUUCUGCUACAAGUCACGGGCCGAAGCAAAGCGCAUGAAGGUGGACCUUAGCCCCCCCCACUGUCCCAGCCCCUCCCCCAGCACCCAGAAUCUAGCCACUUAUAGGGAGGGGUACAACGUGUACGGCUCCGAGGGGGUCAAGAUAUAGGGCUAUCUUUUUCUGAAGCCAUGCGGAAUAAGGCCCGUCUGUCCAUCACAGGAAGUGUGGGGGAGAAUGGCCGCGUCCUGACUCCAGACUGCCCCAAAGCUGUGCAUGCUGGCCACGCCUCCCUCCGACACCCCGGCCUUGCAGUGGUCUCCUCCGGACUGGCCUGAAAAACCAAAAACACCUGCCGUGCCUUAAAGACUUCAACAAGAAACACAGACAGAAACUAAACAAAACCAUAUCCACACACAUAGUUACAGAAAACCCUAAUGAAACUACUCAGAUACAGAGACAUUUUAUGAUUACACACUUGAAUUCAUAAAAACAAAAACUCUUCAUUCCACCUACCUGCUGAUCCAUUUUUCUGCUGUAGAGUGAACACUGGGAGAACGAUGGACAACUAAACAUCACACUGCAGCGUUAAAGUUUUUUUUUUAUUAGUAGUUUUAUUAUUUUUGAAGAGAACACCAUUGAGGCAACAUAAAAGCCAGCACAGAUCUUCAAAACAUGAAUAAUUAUUCCAGAAGACAACCAGAAAACGUAUCAUGGUGAUGGUAUCAGAUGGUGAAAAAAGGGAGAAAAGUCAACCAAAUGACUUGUUCUGUCUUCAUGUGACAACAAUGGCCUAUAAGCCACGCCCACUCCCUUCUGACGAGGCCUUACGAAGACGGCGAACUUUGCUUUCCUCAUCUUCAACAUGGAUCAUCAUCAUCAUCUCUACUUGCCUACAAAGACAACGUGCCAGAUAUUAUAAUCAUUAGGAGACCAGAAAACUGUAACGCUUGAACGAAAAGACUGUGCAAACCUGCUACUUUCCCACAAACGGACUGAAAUAUCUACUUUCGUACUACACGUAGAGAAAGAUUUCUUAGUCAGCAAUGCAAUCUAAUCAGAGCAAAACAGAAAUAACCUCAAAACACAGGAGUCCUUCAUCAGCAUCAAAACAGUAGAACUUAAAAAAUAAAUAAAAAAAAACUGGUCAUGACAUUUUUUUAAGCUUCUCAUAAAGAAAAGACGUGGACAAUUUUCUAAUAAUUCUCCACCAGACCACUGAGACCUCAGAGAAGUUUGUAGAAUAACUAGAGGAGUUAUCUUAGGUCCUGGGCACGCGUAGCUGGGUAUCCCACAAAACGAAGAUAAAUGGCAUCAAAAACUAUUAUUUUAAAAAGUCUGACUAUAUUUGCAAAUUCUCCGUUGUCAGCCUUUGCUUGUGGAUGUAAAUAACUAGGUUUUAGGUUUCGCAACGUCACUUCCCGUGACAACAUUUUCUGACAUGACAUGUGCAACCUAUGUUUGCACUCAUGUGUAAUGCUCUAUGUAGAAGAGCAUAGGAGAAGAAUGGCAUUAAUGACCGUUAUUUUCACCACGUAGUUAUUCCACAUCCAAGGGAUGUUUUACAGCAAAGUCACAGAAGAUUCGGGGAACUACUGCCUCCUCCAGACUUGGCAUGCAUAUAGUCCUUUUUGGAAGACACACCGUGCCGGAAAAUAAGCGUAAAGCCUGGGGCACGCUGGAAGCAUUUUAAAUAGAAGCCAUUAUAGUUAAUGGGAGUGGGCACACAUGGCGGUUUACAACAUUGUGGAGUACUUUACAACAGACAUUAUGACGAGGAAUGGCUUUACGGCACAAACCCAGCCGCCGGCACAAACCCAGCCGCAGUUUUGAUAACUUAAGUACAAUUCAUCUUAAAAUAUCCUAUUAAAUAGCGUACUUACCCAUUCUUAAUUAAUUAGAGUCUCACAAAACACGACGGCAAGUCUGAUCACGUAUAAACAAUAGAGUCACUUCCCGGUUUCUGUUCUCAAGUCCAGCAUGAUGUGGUGACUUUUGCACGACUUUCCAAGAAGCGCUCAGCGGCACAGUGCGUUCUGUGUGACCACUUGACUAUUCAAGAUAGGGUCGGGUUUUAUUUUUCCUCAAGCCACUUUUGGGAUGCAUCAAUUACCGCAGUUAACAUAGGUCUAGACAGGAAAUCAGUGUAAAAUCCCUGGUAAUUUUCAAGAUGAAAGUAUGGCAGAGAUGCAGUUUCGUAUAUUGCAAAUGAAAGUAAACACCGGCAAUAAAUUUUGUUUUUGUAAACGGAACCAGCUGAGAUGAUGAACUGGAGCGAUGCAGAGCUCCAGGAGCUUCUAGUUAGAGCUGGAGAUCAGAUCGCCAGAGGCUGAACAGGGACUGUGGCGGACAGACACUUUAAGGAGUGGCAUGUAAAAAGACUUAAGCGUAGCUUCAAUCGCAAUAAAAGCAAGUGAUUGAAAUAAAAAGCAAGUAAUGUCAAAGAUAAACAGAAGGCCGCUGCAGUGCAGAGAUCGCCUCCAUACCACCUUUAUACCACCACUGCAUAAUUUUUGUACUGCCACGGUCUGACCAUAUAUAAACAACCUAUGUUUCCCUGAUGACUGCUCAGGGUUGAGGCAAACUGGCGGCAUUGUUUUCUAAGAGGCUUUUGAAUGUGCUUCACAAUGCACUCAAUUUUUUGCUCAAAACGACCUGUUUUUUUUCCCCCCUAGAGAAGCAGGAGACGAUAUUUGGUCUGACCAAAGCCCGGCUACGUGUGUACAUGACCUUAGUGUCCAGGUCCUUAUGAAUUAAAAACCUAGACAUUCUAGCAGCUGAAAUAUGACACAUUUAAAUAUUUAUUUGCAGGUUUGCCUUUAAUAGAGUAAAAAGUGGUGGUUUUUUUUUGCUGGCUCUCAUUAGGUUGAGAUGCUGUGUGCUCUUGACUUCACCUUAACUCUGAAGCUUUUCUGCUACAUUUCUCAGUUAUCCUAAAACCUGAUGUUUCCGGUGGCUGCAGAGGAGAGGUGUGACAUCAGAAAGCUUGCUUUGUAGAACAGUUGUAAAUAACUGUAGCAAAACAGAGCUCACUAGCCUUUUUCUAAAAAAUAAAAAUCCUCUUAGAUAACAAUUCAUUGCAAUAAUGAAUAUAAAAAGAAAAUGCCACAACUUGUAAUUAAAUGAAAACUUUUUUAUAUAAAUCUACAUACUAUAUAUAAUGCAAAUGAAUCUAUAUAUAUAUAUAUAUAUAAAUAUAUAUCUAUACGUCUAUAGAGAGCUAUAGAAAACAUUGAUCACUAAUUGUCAGAGGCCAUGGCAUACCUUCUGUUAUAUGGCUGUUGUUUCUUUUUUUAAAUACUUGAGAAUAUUAGUAUGCCACAGUUGUUGUGUGUCCAGCUCCACACUGAAUGUCCAUCUGGCACUCACACGGACACACAAUCAAGCUUACACACACAUUGUUGCAUACACAGGGUCAGCUCAGAGGCAUCACUCAAGCAUCAUUCACUGUUUUUCUUUCUAUUUUUACCCGAGUCUCUCUGUGUGUGUGUGUGUGUGUGUGUGUGUGUGUGUGUGUGUGUGUGUGUGUGUGUGUGUGCGCGCGCAUGCGUGCGUGCGUGCGUACGUGUGUGUGUGUGUGUGUUAAAGCGGUCUGAAACAACACGCCGAGGUGCCAGUGUUUGUGACAAAACAAGUGUAACAAGUUGGUCUCUUGUGAGGAUGAGUUGUGCCGUCUGGGAAACAAUGAUCUGACAUUUCAGGAGUGUAACACUUGUUGCAGCAUUUCAAAGUGAAUUGUUCAUUCUUUUGUGUGUUUUUGUCAGGUGUGUGUCAGCUGCAGAUUGAAAUCAUGGUUGUGUUCAGAUUAAACAAGCUUUGUCUUCAUAAUAAUACUAGUGAUUAAACUUUUUUGGCCCAAUUACUUACAGAAACUACAAAACAAAAUUAUUUUUGUUGCUCUUAAUUGUUUCAGAUCAGCAAAUACAUUUUAAUAUCAGACACGAUAACCUAAGUGAAAACAAAAUGCUGAUUUUACAAAACGAUUAACUUCAGGAGCAAAGCUAAACCAAAUGCACCUGAGAUGGAAAAAUUCAUUUGGAAGGGAAGAUGCAGUAAGAUCUCAAAAACAGCACAGCAUUCCUAUUCUAAUGAAAUUCAAGAAUAAAACAAACAAGAACCCACUUGGUUCAUGUUAAGGUCAGAGUUCAACAAGAAAGGCACAGCAACAUUGUCCUUACAAAGCCUGAACCUCUUCUGACCAAAAGAAACCUUCAACGUUUUUCAAAAAAUGCAUUUUGUGGCCUGAUGAGACUAAAAGGUGAACUUUGAACAGCGUGUGUGUUCCAUUACAUCAGGUGUAAAAGUAACACUUCAUUUCAGAUAAAGAACAUCAUAACAGUCAAACAAGGUGGUGGUAGUGUGAUGAUUUAGGGUUGCUUCAGGCUCUUUACCACUUGCAGCAGAUGGAAUUAUGAAUUCUGCUCUCCAUUAAAAAAUCCUAUCAGCAUUCCCUGUGUGACAUUUGACCUUAAACAGACCAUACACCCUAGAAAACUCACCAGUAUGACUGAAUUAUGAAAAUUUUGUCAAGGAAAGUGAGAUCAAAUUCUUCUACAACGCUGUGGGAUAUCGGUCACCGGUUUUCAUAAAAUCUUGAUUUACUGUCAAGCGUGUUCCAACCACUUAGGUUUUUAGGUCAAAUUUCUCAUCUGAUCUGAAAUAUAUGAAGGUGGCAUGAAACCCAACCCAACACUUUUUUCCCAGUACUGUGUGUAUGAAUGGAUUUGUCUUACUGCGGUAGUACCGCAUGGUAGUGGAUACCUGCAUCAGGAUUGUGUUGUUUUACACUCUGAUACUGUAAGUGAGUGAGAUGUUUGCUUUUCGGACCUCUCCAUUCAUAUCUUUGUUGUCCUUUUCCUUUUGACUCAUUUACAACAGAAAUAUCCAUGCAUACACCCUAACAAAUGACAAGUGACUUUAUUAUUUGAUUCAGUUCUCUGGAAAACAUAGAUGAAUGGACAACGUGAGACCUUAAAGGUGCAAUAAGGAAGAGUUUUAUAGUAAAUCAGAAUCCAAUGUCUCAACCAUGUUGCAAUUUGCAUUAAAGCAGAUUUCCUACUCAACCUUCUGAGUGGUUUCCAGGUAUUAGUCAUUGUUUAUAAUCUGUCCCACCUCCAUACUUCCUGGUUCCAGAGCCAGUCAUACGUGAGCCCUCAAAGUUACCAGUUCUGUAAACAUUGCUGUACCGUUAUAUGUAGUUACACACCGGCUGGCAUCUUUGUGGACAGAUUUAAGCCACUAAAAGAAGAAAAGCAGCAGCAAGAAAGUAAAACGAUUUUUGUUUUACUUUAAUAUCGAGUAAGGAAGGCUUGAGGCUAACGUUGAGCUAACAAUGCUAAUUGUGAAUUAGAAAAAAGUAGUCAGCUCAAAAAAAUAUCUCCAGCUACUCAUUUCAGGUGUAAACAACUUGAUAUUAGGGAAGUGUAUUUUAUCUACUUAUCGAUUUACGGAGCAUGACUUGUCUUUGCUUAUCAUCUAGAAGAUUUUUUGUGGGGAUCCGUAAACGACAACAGCUGCUCAGAUCGAACUCAUUGGUUUUGAUGCAUGGACUGCAGUACCCAAAUUUGACCACCUGAUGUAAUUCUUACUUCAUGCACCUUUAAAGGCCAUCUUUCAUUUUAAACACAUGUUGAAGUGCUUAUAUAGUAAUAUGCCUAAACUUAAUAUUUUCAUUGAAUAAAAGGAAGAUAUAUGAAAAUAAAACGAGUUAUUAAUGAUGCAACUCUGCUUACCUAGCUAAUCCGGUUUAAAACGGUACCUCUAGCUGGAAACCGGAAGUGAUGCACACGGAGGAAAACAUUUCCGACUCUACUAAGCAAUGGAUUCACAGCAGCAGGACGAGGUGUCAGAAUUUGAAAUCGAAUUUACUGUUAUUUAUAAUAUUGAAGGUGCACAGCCAUGCAGUUUUGAGCCAGCAGCAAGAGGGAGUUUAAAUGGUGAAAGAAGAGCUGUAGAAACGUGGGAACUUCAAAAUGCACACAGACUUGGAAAUGCUAACUGUAAGAGCAUGUUUUAUUUUUAAAGAUAUUUCGACAGAAAAUGUCCUCUGACAGAUUACAUCAAAUACCUAGCCACAUAACUUAAAGACAUACUAAACUCAAAUUAAAAAUGGUUAAUUUAUACCAAGUUUGGGUCCAAGUUCUUCAUAGCUCUAGCACCCCUUUGUUAAAUUAGCUUUGUUUCAUUAGCUGUUAUUACAUUAGCCUGGUAAGCCAUCCAUGUGAAAAUAUCCUUGUAAUUCAGCAAAAAAAGAUUCUAGGCUGAUGACAUUAUUCAUCUCACAAUCUGAGGUCAUUGAAGCAGUUUAUUAUUAAUCUAACUUGGCAUACCUCCUUAACACAUUCACCAAUCAACUUUAACAACAAAACGUCUUCAGUGAUAGGUCUUCUCACUCCUAACCACUCAUAAAGGUGUUGCCCAGCUUGGAAGGCUGCAGCCAUCAGGAAGUUUUGUUACCGUGGAAGGGUUGGUUGAGACUGCUGCGAUGUUUAGGUGGGUGGCACAAGACAAUGGUAUGUGAAUGCCAGGAGGCAGAUUGUCAACUUUCUACAAAAUCAGCUGGUUUUCUUCUGACUUGUGAUUUAAUGCUGUAGCUGACUGGUUUCACCUCAUCCUGCUUUAAUUCUGCAUUAAAUCUUUUUCAGUCAGUUUCAAAUGUGCAGAAGUCUGAAUGAAUUGAACAAAUGCUCCUCUUAGCCCAGGGGAUUAUCAUUAGUACAGCAGCACUGUGGACAUUUAAGAGGAAAAACUGGAAAUACUGCAUUUCUACAGGAUUUUCAUUUCUUCCUUUCAUCUCCACCACACACAUUUUGAGUUGUAGACAGCAGUAAGUUGACAGCCACGCUGUCAAACCACUGGCUUUAACAUUGUUUCUUUCUUUCUUAAUGUCUUUUCUCCCAUUUUGUUUUUUCUAGUAAAACAUCGAUGCUGAA